UAGUAAGAAACAAAUGGCAAUAGCCAGAAACCCUCGUCUACUUUUGAAAUACAGUUCUUCAAAAUGGACAAAAGGAAACCAGCUCCACUAAUCCCAGCUCCUACAAAAGUCCCUCACUCAAACCGGAGAUUCUCAUUCUCCAGUCUCUUCAUUUUCCCUCCACUCGCGCUUCCUCUCCUUCUCUCAACAGAUCCACGCAAGCCUCUGCUGCUCGUGCUUCGUCUCCCUCCAGCACUGCAGUGACGGCUUGAUGAUGUUCGCGCACUCUGAGACCACCACUCCCUGUGAUGUGAAGAUUUGAAUAUGAUACUCUAAUUGAGCUCUGGGUCGUUUCCACGAACAUUUAAUAGACGCGAAAGCAAGCAGCAAUGGUUGCAGAACCUUGGUUGCUGAAAAUGGGUAACCAGGUGAGUUCCAACCUCAAACACGCGCUCCUUCUUGAACCUUACAAGACAAGGAACCGGAGAAAACCAGAAGCCAAAGAGAAGGAGAUUGUUGGUAUUCUCUCAUUUGAGGUUGCCAACGUUAUGUCUAAGACGGUGCUGCUAUUCAAAUCCCUGUCCGAUUCCGAGAUCUCGAAGCUCAAAUCCGAAAUCUUUAACUCCCAGGGAGUUAAGAACUUGGUUUCUUCGGAUGAAAACUUCCUUCUCGAGCUUGCUUUGGCGGAGAAGCUCGACGACCUGAACAGGGUUGCUGGUGUUGUUUCUAGAUUGGGGAAGAAGUGCACUGAACCUGCUUUGCAAGGGUUCGAGCAUGUUUAUGGGGACAUAAUGAGUGGAGUAAUUGAUGUGAAGGAAUUGGGGUUUUUGGUGAAGGAUAUGGAGGGUAUGGUGAGGAAGAUGGAGAGGUAUGUGAGCGCCACCGUGAAUUUGUACAGUGAGUUGGAGGUGUUGAACGAGCUGGAGCAGGCAGUGAAGAAAUUCCAACAGAAUCAGCAUGAAGAGAGUCGCAAGGCGUUUGAGCAGAAAUUGAUUUGGCAGAAGCAGGAAGUGAGGCAUCUCAAGGAGAUUUCUAUUUGGUCUCAGACUUACGAUAAGGUUGUGGAGUUGUUGGCGAGGACGGUAUGUACUAUUUUUGCCAAGAUUUGUGCGGUAUUUGGGGAUUCUGCUUUGAGGACUCGCCAUCUCGAAGGGGGUUCCUCUCCAAUGAAGAAUGAUUAUGGACCUGUAUCGGGUGAAAUUGGUGAGUGCACACAGGUGCAAGUGGUUUCCGGGCCACUGAGACGAAUUCUUAGCAGAAGCAAUAGUGGUUGUCAAUUGGGUUCAAUUGAGAGACCGGCGGUGGUGAGAAAGGGGAAAAUUUUAAAGUCUCACGUUGGUUUACAAAGAGGAGAAACUGCAUUUUUUCAACAUGAAGAUUAUAAUUUUCCAUGUGGGACUAGUCCGGGGAGGCUAAUUAUGGAUUGCCUUAGUUUGAGUAGUUCGGUUUCAAGGUUUGAUGAUGCUGACAAUGUUGAUCGUGAGGGUAAGGACCGAAAUAGCCAAAUUUCGCGUUGCAGUGGUGUUACUAAUGGUGGUUUCAGAAGUGAGCAUCCUAAUCAUGCUGAUUGUUUUAGUCCAACCAAACUUGGGGUUUCUUUCAAUGCAUAUCCAAAGCAAGCAAAGAACAAUGUGCUAAGUAGCACAUGCUUUGGUCCAAAUAGUAGGUUGACAGUUUAUGCUCCGCCUUCUACCGUGGGGGGCUCUGCCCUAGCCUUGCAUUACGCAAAUGUUAUAAUUGUCAUAGAGAAGCUACUACGCUACCCUCACUUAGUAGGUGAGGAUGCUAGAGAUGAUUUGUAUCAGAUGUUACCGACUAGCUUAAGAAAGACUCUGAGGACUAAUCUCAAGGCCUAUUUCAAGAAUUUCGUGAUAUAUGAUGCUCCGCUUGCUCUUGAUUGGAAAGAGACGUUGGAUAAGAGAUUGUGGUGGCUUGCCCCAUUAGCACAUAACAUGAUCAGGUGGCAAAGUGAGCGUAAUUUUGAGCAGCAACAAAUUGUUAAGAGGACAAAUGUUCUUCUGCUUCAGACUUUGUAUUUUGCUGAUAGGGGGAAGACAGAAGCAGCUAUUUGUGAACUUCUUGUUGGUUUGAAUUAUAUAUGUCGCUAUGAACAGCAGCAAAAUGCACUGUUAGACUGUACAAGUAGUAUUGAUUUUGAUGAUUGUAUGGAAUGGCAGUCUCAAGACAGGGCUUCUUAUCUCAAUUAGUUAUAUUAUCAAAUUUGGAUGGCUGAAGCAGGCUGUAGAAACAGUUACCUGUCUCUUGAUAUACAUGAGAAGACAUUUAUGAUUCGGCAAAAUGUGAAUAAGCUUUGCUGAAUUGCUUUGUUGUUGGAUGCUGGAUUUGAUUAAUUUACUUCACUGUCAGGUAUGGAGAAUUUUUUGAGGUACAUAGUGAUGUUUAUUAAUGAAGAAGCAGCAUAUCUGUAGAAUGUAUACAUGCCUUUCUAUACAAUUUAUAGAAGUUUUAACUUCGAAGCA
Tripterygium wilfordii is the source of this 2459-nucleotide messenger RNA. RefSeq names its product protein PSK SIMULATOR 1-like. NCBI's taxonomy places the organism in Eukaryota, Viridiplantae, Streptophyta, Magnoliopsida, Celastrales, Celastraceae. Gene Ontology annotation, biological process: positive regulation of growth. The transcript has 2 exons. The record is from RefSeq and is a predicted model, not a curated record. The coding region runs from base 369 to 2186 and encodes 605 amino acids.